GAAAAAUAAAAAUAAAAAUAAAAGUUAAAUGUUUUUGGGUAUAUGUUUCGGAAAAUAUAUAAUUCGGGUUAACGACUAUAUAGUUUCUACUAAUCGGAUUAGGUAUCAACUAAUUAUUUUUUUCCAAACCCAACCUUAUACCAAUCAGACAUGAGAUAUACCUGUCCCAAAUGCUUCAAGUUUCAAGCAUAACUGUCAUGCUCGGGUUUUUUCCCAUCCCUACAAAUAAUCAUACCGGAAAACACAAUAUUCUAAAUACAACAUGACACAUGGUCAUGGAUUGUAAAGCAGGGGCGGAGCUAGUAUAUUAGAAGGGGUAGCAUGGGCUACCUCUUAACCCCGUCUCUGUAUCGUUUCCGUAGGAUAAAAAAAUCCGAUUUUAUACAAAUGAUACCAUUGAUCUAAAAUAAAUUAGAAUCCACCUAAAGUUUUUGGGUAGCUCGCCACUGUUGUAGACUCUGUAACACUGCCACCCAACAUGUUGCCAAACAGGAACACCCGACAAUAAUUUGCUUAAAAAACCCCUACAUUUUUCCAAACAAGAACACACACCAAAUCGCGAUUUCUUCAAAUUUACCGAUCUCAGGCCUCAGAUUAUGGUCACCUCUUGUUCCCGUCGAAAGCGUCAGCGUCAUGCAUUCGCCAGUAUUUGUUCAACUCACGUGAGUCACAUGUGGACUCGUGGGUACUAUCAUCAUGCAACCUCUGCUCGUAUGCCACCUCGCUUUUAAACUCGUAUCACACAUCCAUGGCUCCAGUUUCCCGAUGGUAGUCCUGGGCGUAAGCGCUUAGCCACUCUACUCAAGAAACAGUUUGCGGCAACUUGGACCGUCGAUUGGGAUACUUUAAAGAAGUUGAACCUACACCAUCGCGCUAGAGACGCGAUGGGCCCGGUUUGGUUGAGAUUUUUCUCCAUCAAACAUCCGCAGUACAGAGAGCUAUGCUUGGAGUUCCUAUCAACAUACGAGUUUCAAACUCCUUGCACGGAUUAUAGUUACGGUCGUUCCAUCACAUUCAGGAUGGCGGGUGUCGAGCGGUCUUGCUCGUUGAUCGAGUUCGCAAAACGAAUGGGUUUGUAUACAGACAAGGAGAUGAAGACCGAUGUAUUUUUGAAGGGAUUGAUAAAGCUUCCGGAUGCUGUGACCCCAGAACAGGUUUGGGCUCAGAUCGGUGAGGGACCGUAUCAAGCGAAACCGUUGAUAUAUACGCGAUUAAAAGAUCCGUUUCAUCGCAUCCUCCACCGCGUUAUUGCGCUAUCAAUUGCGGGGAGAAAGUGUGGACCAAAUGUGAUUUUUCAGAAAGAUUUGUUCUUCUUAUAUUGUUUAAUCAAGCCAGCCGUAUGCAACGUGGCGUACAUGCUAGCUAGCUACUUCACAUCUUGCAUGGGAAUGAGGCCGACGACUUAUAUUUGUGGCGGAUCGUAUAUCACUCAACUUGCUAAAUCAUAUGGUGUUUUGACGCCUGAGGCUUGUGAUAACUUGACUUCUUUCCUCCCGACUCAGACUCUAGACAUGGUGGCGUUGACGUACAUGAAGGUUGUCGAACCGAUAUCGCAACCUGACCCAUCACAACACAAGGAGGCACCUCAGCAGCAGCAGCACCCGUCGCAGCACCAGGCGGCACAUCAGGAGCAGCAUGAGGCGGCACAUCAGGAGCAGCAUGAGGCGGCACAUCAGGAGCAGCAUGAGGAGGCACCUCAGCAGCAACACUCACCGCAUCACGAGGAGGCACCUCAGCAGCAGCCACAGGGGGCGGCACCUCAGCAGCAGCAGCACCCGUCGCAGCACCAGGAGGCACCUCAGGAGCAGCAUGAGGAGGCACCUCAGCCGCAACACUCACCGCAUCACGAGGAGGCACCUCAUCUACAGUACCCACCGCUGCAUGAGGAGGCACCUGAUCAGCAGCACCUAAUGAAGCAGGAGGACCCACCGGAGCAGCAACACCCACUGCAGCAGGAGGAGGGACCUGAACAACAUCAGGCUGACCCGCUAACACAUGGUCUUGGUGUGACUACCGUAGAUCUGGUGGCGAUGAUGGCUGAGCUACAACAGGGGCAGCAGAGACUAGAGCAAGAGCAUCAAAGAGUAGAGCAAGAGAAUCAAAGACGCCACCAGGAAACAAUGUCUGCCCUCAGAUGCAUAGCGAGACAUUUUGCUAUCCCCGAAUUCCCACCUCCAUAACAUUCGAGGGACGGUGAUUCAGAGCAUUAUUAGGAACCAGGGUUAAUGACAACACUUGUUUAGUAUUUGGUUGUAGUUUAUGGGUCACUGUUGUACAAACCAUAUGCUAUGAUGCACAUGCAAAGAUUGGUGUUCCUUGACAGAUUAAGAUGUGUAAGUUGAGGGCAUUGAGAUAUGAUUUCUUUAGCUUUUCCCUUGUUUUAAAGAUAUCUAGAGCACUAAUUAUACAUUGUAACUGUUACUCAACACUUUUUAUCUAACACCUUAAUCAAAUUUUAGAUAUCCAUA
Molecule: messenger RNA, 2468 nt
Organism: Helianthus annuus (common sunflower)
Lineage: Eukaryota; Viridiplantae; Streptophyta; Magnoliopsida; Asterales; Asteraceae
Product: mediator of RNA polymerase II transcription subunit 12-like
Exons: 2
Coding region: 885-2180 (431 amino acids)
Source: RefSeq, a predicted model, not a curated record